UUUUGGAUAAACGACACACCAGCGCGGCAGAUUCAACUUUUGUCUCAGAGAGCAGUUGUACAGUAGCACUAAAUAACCGUAGCAAUAUUUUAUUUUUUGUUAAACUGUUUUUUAAAUUAACCUCAUAUUAACAUAAAGAUGGACUGUGUGGAUUUUCCAAGAAUUUUUCCAAACUCACCGAGGAAAACACGGGGACAGAUUCAGGUCAUAUUUGGACCGAUGUUUUCAGGCAAAAGUACUGAACUAAUGCGAAGAGUGCGCCGUUUCCAGAUAGCCCAGUACAACUGCUUGGUGGUCAAAUAUGCAAAGGACACUCGUUAUUCUGAUUCAGGCAUGGCAACACAUGACAAAAAUACAAUGGCAGCUAUACCAGCCAACUGCCUUCAGGAUGUGCGGAGUCAAGCAUUGACAGCCUGUGUAAUUGGAAUUGAUGAAGGACAGUUUUUUCCAGACACAGUGGAGUUCUGUGAGGAGAUGGCCAAUUUAGGGAAGACAGUCAUUGUUGCUGCUUUAGAUGGAACCUUCCAGAGAAAGCCAUUUGGAAACAUCUUGAACCUGGUUCCUCUGGCUGAGAGUAUAGUGAAGCUGCAUGCUGUCUGUAUGCAGUGUUACAAAGAAGCUGCUUACACUAAGAGGAUAGGAGCAGAGAAGGAGGUGGAGGUGAUCGGUGGAGCUGACAAGUAUCAGGCUGUGUGUAGAAAAUGUUAUGGAGGUCUCAUGGUUGACAAAGAGAACAGCAUUCCCUUCAGAGAUGAAACUCCAAAUAAUGUCCCUGCAGGAAAACAUGUGGAACCUGGGUUUCCCAGAAAGCUUUUUUCCUCUCUCCAACUUUGAGCAUCAGAAUUAGAUUUUUUGCAGAUUGUCGGCCUAUGGAAUCCCAAAUCAAAACAUUUGUUUGCUUCUGUGGUUGUUUGGUUUUUAAUUGGUGCAGUCUUUAGUUUUUUUUUGUCAUAGACAGGGCAUUGCAAUGAAUAACCCUGAAAAUGAGUGUCAAUGCAUUAUUCAUGAUCGUAGUUUUAACUGCAUGACCUGUUAUCCUGUCAAAUAUGUGGUUUUAAGUUAUUUUUAAUGAACAAAAUGUGGUCUUCUUGAAUUUAGGAUGUAAAUGAUGUAAUGUGUUGACUUUUUGACAAGUCAGUGGUGUAAUAGAAGUAAAAUUUCUGUUUUACACAUUCAA
This is a messenger RNA of Cheilinus undulatus (humphead wrasse), 1177 nucleotides long. RefSeq names its product thymidine kinase 1, soluble (gene tk1). The transcript is spliced from 7 exons. Lineage: Eukaryota; Metazoa; Chordata; Actinopteri; Labriformes; Labridae. The coding region runs from base 139 to 834 and encodes 231 amino acids. The record is from RefSeq and is a predicted model, not a curated record. Gene Ontology annotation, molecular function: ATP binding; thymidine kinase activity. Gene Ontology annotation, biological process: thymidine metabolic process.